Molecule: messenger RNA, 437 nt
Organism: Protopterus annectens (West African lungfish)
Lineage: Eukaryota; Metazoa; Chordata; Ceratodontiformes; Protopteridae
Gene: RPL34
Product: ribosomal protein L34
Exons: 5
Coding region: 36-389 (117 amino acids)
Biological process (GO): translation
Cellular component (GO): ribosome
Molecular function (GO): structural constituent of ribosome
Source: RefSeq, a predicted model, not a curated record
UUCUUUCCGGUUACGUCGAUUUUAGGCCAUCCACAAUGGUUCGACGUCUGACAUACCGUCGUAGAUUGUCCUAUAAUACAGCUUCUAAUAAGACCAGGCUGUCCCGAACGCCUGGUAAUAGAGUUGUUUACCUCUACACCAAAAAAGUUGGCAAGGCACCCAAAUCUGCAUGUGGGAUAUGUCCCGGAAGACUGCGGGGUGUACGUGCUGUCAGACCAAAAGUUCUUAUGAGGAUUUCUAAGACAAAGAAGCAUGUAAGCAGAGCCUAUGGUGGUUCCAUGUGUGCCAAGUGUGUUCGUGAUAGAAUCAAGCGUGCAUUUCUUAUUGAAGAACAGAAGAUUGUAGUAAAAGUUUUGAAAGCACAGGCACAAAGCCAGAAAUCCAAAUAAAAUAACUAUUCUUUGUUCAGUUAUCAGAAUAAAUAUGGUUUAAAAAUG